Messenger RNA from Apis mellifera (honey bee), 2306 nucleotides. Its product is annotated as forkhead box protein I1-ema. Gene Ontology annotation, molecular function: DNA-binding transcription factor activity, RNA polymerase II-specific; RNA polymerase II cis-regulatory region sequence-specific DNA binding. The coding region runs from base 1108 to 1902 and encodes 264 amino acids. Gene Ontology annotation, biological process: anatomical structure morphogenesis; regulation of transcription by RNA polymerase II; cell differentiation. The transcript has 2 exons. The record is from RefSeq and is a predicted model, not a curated record. NCBI's taxonomy places the organism in Eukaryota, Metazoa, Arthropoda, Insecta, Hymenoptera, Apidae.
UAAAUUUAAUAAAAGAUACUUGAAAUUCUAUUUAUCUCUUUUUUUCCAAACUUCGCGAGAAGAGGGUGGAAAUUGAAAAUUGGAAUAUAUAUCCCCCCUCCAAAACGAGAAGUCACAAGCGUGUAAGAGAGAGAGGGUGGCGAGAGCGCGCAAGGGAAGAGCGGUUUCCAAGAAGCGGCACGGUUUCGGUAUAAUUACCGCAACUUUGUUUACGUAUCGGCUCGUUUACUGCCGGCGUGGGUGUUGGGACAGCAUAUGUGUAAACAGCAAUAAAACAUGUAGCCACCGGGUCCCGGAUAGGUAACCGACACCUCCCUCGCGUUUGAAACGCGCGAACGACGUAUCUCCAGGAAGCAGCGAUGGGCGGAGCUGGUCCAUCCUCUAGAUGCUCCUCCGCACGUCAAAUUAAACAGCCCUUCGUUAGUUAGAGGAUUGAUCUAACCGGACGGAAAUUGGGAUCAGUCUUCGAUGCGAUACCAACUCGGACCAGUUCGAGACAAAGUUUAUGUAUAUAUAUGUAUAUUGAUUCUAGUGAAUUAUUCUUUUGGAAUUAUGGAAACCGCUAAUUGAUCGUGGAAGUGAAGCGGUUUAAAUAAUCGUUAAAUGUAGUAUUGAGAGAGAAUGUAUGGUUCGAUUUUCUUCGACGAGAAUUUUCUUGUCAAAAAGCUUUGAAGAAGAAGUGGAUCGCAUUGAUUUGAACUAUUUAUUUGGAAAAAAACUGUGGAAAAACGUGUUUCGAAUUUUGAACGUAAAUCGGGAGGAUCAAUGGGGACAAUUUGCCGGGAUACGAUGAAACGAGAGGAAGAAGAAAGUGAAAUUGUAUACUAAGUAAACUUCGACUCGAUGAUUUUCGGGGAAAAAUCUAUGAUCUAAUUUUGUUUCUUCUUUAUAUAAUAAUAAAUAAAAAAAUAAUAAUAAUUUUAAUGUAUGUAAGAAAGAGACGAAUGAUAAAAGAAAGUGAAGUUGUAUCAAAUUAAAUAAUAAAAUUUCAGAAAUAUUAAAUUUAAAAAAAAAAAUCCAAUAUUAAUUCUUCUUAAAGAACAAAAUAUCGGUGAAAAGUGUAUUGACAUAUCGAAUUAUCGAGCGCGUCGAUCAUUCCAUCUUCCGAUGGAGUCGAAUAGCUAUCAAAAUCAUCCCUUCUCCAUAUCGAAGAUUUACACCUGUGAUCUAUCCAGAGGUUGCGAAUUAUGGAGCACGGAAGAAACGUUCCCGACGAUGUGUCCUUUGCCAAAUUAUUAUAGCUUGGUACCGGAUAUAUUAAAUCCGAGAAGUAUACCUCUGUCAUGGGAUCUUCCCAUAAUAAGAUACAAACCACAACCACGUUACGAGAAACCACCGUAUUCGUACAUCGCCCUGAUAGCCAUGGCUAUUAAUUCUUCGCCUAAACAGAGACUAACCCUCUCCGGCAUUUAUAGAUUCAUCAUGGACAGAUUUCCUUAUUAUAGAGAAAACCGUCAAGGAUGGCAAAAUAGUAUAAGACAUAACCUAAGUUUGAACGAUUGUUUUGUAAAGAUACCAAGAGACAAGGUGGUUGGGAAUGAUAACGCUGAGGAUCAGGCUGGAAAAGGGAGUUAUUGGACUUUGGAUCCUUCAGCCAGCGAAAUGUUUGAACAUGGUAAUUAUAGAAGAAGAAGGAUGAGAAGGCAAAAAGGAUUUAUACAGGAUAAUAAACAGAUGGAACAGGAUCGCACGAUGGUCUCGGUUUCGUCGGAAAUUUUGUCCAAUUUGAAAUGCAAAGAAAAAAAUGAACAGGAAUGUAAAAUGGUUGAUACGAAGAACGCUGAGGGGAAUACACGAAAUAGUAAAAUAAUAUACACAGAAGCUCAAGGACAUUGUGUAAAAUCGAUGAUGUUUACGAUCGAAAAUAUUUUGCGAAAAUCCACGAAUAAAACUUCAGUUUAAAUAUUUAAAUAUGAAUUUUUUGUACUUAAGGUUUUAAAACGAAUAAUUAAUAUCAUUAUAUUUUAUAAUUUGUUCAAUGUACUAAAGCAAAAAAUAGACUAUAUUAUUAAAAACACUUGUAUAAAAUAUAAAAUGAAUAUUGUUUAUUAUAAAAAUGUGUUUAUGUUUUUAAUUAUACAUUGGAUAUUGUGUACAAAGAUUAAAAGUAUUACUUAACGAUUACUCUAAAAUAUGGUACAAUUAUGUACAAAAUUAUACAUUACAACACUUAUAGAAGGAAGACAUUAUAUAUGUAAAUUAUUUUAAUAAUCUUGUGCAUCUAUCAGCAAAUAAAAUUAUUUUCGAAUAAAAAUGCAUAACUAUAAUUUUUAGAAAUGCAUACAUCUUUAAAAUGCAACAGUAAA